This is a messenger RNA of Xyrauchen texanus (razorback sucker), 3798 nucleotides long. Its product is annotated as cone cGMP-specific 3',5'-cyclic phosphodiesterase subunit alpha'-like. The transcript has 22 exons. Gene Ontology annotation, molecular function: protein binding; 3',5'-cyclic-nucleotide phosphodiesterase activity. Lineage: Eukaryota; Metazoa; Chordata; Actinopteri; Cypriniformes; Catostomidae. The record is from RefSeq and is a predicted model, not a curated record. Gene Ontology annotation, biological process: visual perception; signal transduction. Bases 144 to 2702 code for a protein of 852 amino acids.
GAAGACCAGCGGCUCUCAGAGUUGGUGAUCUCUACACUAGAGGAUGUACCUGUGUAAAGGAGAACACCACUGAGAUCCUUUCAUUUUGACAUCCCACAAGUAAUGAAUCUGUGAGAGGAACGUCCAGAGAAGCACACUUGAAAAUGGCAGACAAGGAUAGUGUGGAAAAGUACUUGGAGAAUAACCCCCAGUUCGCCAAAGAGUAUUUCGAUAAGAAGGUCAGAUGUGAGGCCAUCGCCGCUGCUUUUGCAGAGACCAUAGACAUCAAAGACGGGGCCUCGUUCAAAGAUGUCAGCCAAAUCCAGGAGGCCAACAUCAUCUUUGACAUGGUCAAAGAAUUGCAGUCACAGACGGUUAUAGAAAAGUCCUUGCACAAGGUCCUGCAGAGGAUAUGUUUGCUGGUGAACGCUGACCGCUGCAGCUAUUUCGUUUGCAGAGCGAGAAACGGGAUCCCUGAGCUUGCUACCUGUCUCUUUGAUGUUACCCCUACCUCGAAAUAUGAGGUGAACCUGGUCAACCCUCAGUCCGAAAUUGUGUUCCCUACUGACAUUGGCAUAGUUGGGCAAAUAGCAACUAUGAAAAAGCCAGCUAAUAUUCCGGAUGUGAAACAGAAUUCCCGAUUCAGUGACUUUGUGGACAAACAGACAGGAUACACCACUAAAAACCUACUGACUGCCCCCCUCAUGAAUGGAAAAGAUCCACUUGGUGUGGUUAUGGCGCUAAACAAAGUCGAUGGAAAUGAAUUCACCAAAGUAGAUGAAGACCUCUUCAACAAGUACAUCACUUUUGCCACUGCCAUCGCUCUACAGCAACAUACUACAUACAUGUAUAACGUGGAAUCAAGAAGAAGCCAGGUUCUUCUAUGGUCUGCCAGCAAAGUGUUUGAAGAGUUGACAGAUAUUGAGCGACAGUUUCACAAGGCCCUGUACACCGUGAGAAUCUACCUCCAGUGUGAGAGGUACUCUGUUGGCCUCCUGGACAUGACCAAAGAAAAGGAGUUCUACGAUGAGUGGCCGAUUAAACUGGGAGAUGUGGAGCCGUACAAAGGCCCAAAGACACCUGAUGGCAGGGAAAUCAUCUUCUACAAGAUCAUUGAUUAUCUUCUAGAAGGCAAAGAGGAGAUCAAAGUCAUACCGACUCCUCCUAUAGAUCACUGGGCACUUGUUAGCGGCCUUCCCACCUACGUGGCUGAAAACGGCUUUAUUUGUAACAUGAUGAAUGUUGCUGCUGAUGAUUACUUUACAUUCCAGAAAGAAGCUGUGGAUGAGUCAGGGUUCAUCAUCAAGAAUGUCCUGUCCCUACCUAUUGUCAAUAAGAAAGAAGAAAUUGUGGGUAUUGCUACUUUCUUCAACCGAAAAGAUGGCAAACCAUUCGAUGAGCAGGAUGAACAAAUUACUGAAGCUCUUACACAGUUUCUAGGAUGGUCUGUACUGAAUUGUGACACAUAUGACAGACUGAAUCGAAUGGAGUGGAAGAAAGAUAUUGCACAGGAAAUGGUCUUGUACCAGACCAAAGCCACCCCAGCUGAGGUCCAACAGAUUCUGAAUACAAAGGAGAAGUUCGAUCAAAACCCUGAGGACUGUGAUCAGAAAGAAAUGUACAAACUCUUGAGAGCCACUAUUCCAGAGGCCAAAGAAGUCGAUCUGCUAGAGUUUAGUUUUAGUGACUUUCCUCUUUCUGAGGUAGACCUUAUAAAGUGUGGAAUCCGCUGCUUCUUUGAACUUGGAGUUGUGGAGAAGUUCAAAGUGCCAGCAGAGGUCCUGACCAGAUGGAUGUACACAGUACGAAAAGGCUACAGAGACAUCACUUACCAUAACUGGAGGCAUGGGUUUAAUGUGGGCCAGACCAUGUUCUGCCUUCUGCAAACUGGAAGGCUGAGAAAAUACUACUCAGACCUUGAUGCCUUUGCAAUGGUAGCGGCUGCGUUCUGUCACGAUAUUGACCACAGGGGUACCAACAAUCUCUACCAGACAAAGAGUGGAUCACCUCUGGCCAAGCUUCAUGGCUCCUCCAUCUUGGAAAGGCACCAUCUUGAAUACAGCAAAACUCUCAUGGCAGAAGAGAAUGUUAACAUUUUCCAAAGUCUGCAGAAACGCCAGUUUGAAACAGUGCAGCACUUACAUGAUGUCUGCAUCAUUGCUACAGAUCUAGCCUUGUAUUUCAAAAAAAGAACAAUGUUCCAGAAGAUCGUUGACGCCACCGAACCAAUGAGUGAUGAGAAGGAAGCCAUUGCCUAUGUGGCCAACAACCCCAUAAGAAAGGAAAUCAUUAUGGCAAUGAUGAUGACUGGUUGUGAUUUGUCUGCCAUUACCAAGCCAUGGGAAGUCCAGAGCAAAGUGGCUCUUAUGGUGGCAGCUGAAUUUUGGGAACAGGGAGAUCUGGAGCGGACUGUACUAGACCAGCAACCCAUUCCCAUGAUGGACAGAAACAAGUCAGCUGAACUUCCGAAGAUGCAGUGUGGUUUCAUUGACUUUGUGUGCUCAUUUGUGUAUAAGGAAUUUUCAAGAUUCCACAAGGAGAUCACCCCCAUGUUUGAUGGACUGAACAACAACAGGGUCCACUGGAAGGAGCUGGCUGAUAUUUACCAAGCUAAAGUAGACGCUUUGGAGAAUGAACGAAAGAAACUAGAAGAGGCAGAGGCUAAAAAAUCACCUGGUGGAGAAGGUGGAGAAGGAAAGUCAAAAACCUGCACCAUUUUUUAAACAUUAUCCAUCAGAAAUCCAGAUCCAAAGAAGUCUGGGCUGGCUGGCAAACAUGGAGGUGAAAUGUGCUCCUUUGAUCAUAUGUUUUCACCAGAUUCCUUCUUUCUCUGCUUCUGUCUCAAUUCCAUGGAUGUACCUUCUCCAAGUGAACACGCAGGCAUUCACCAGUAAUGGAAGAACUGUACAUGGUUUCUCUUUCUGAAGGGGUGCCAGCCUAGAGAACCAGCUUAUCUUGACCAUAUAGACAAUUUCUUGCUCAUUCCUAAUAUUUCAUUUCACUUUGACUGUACCAUUAACAUCUAUCAACGGUGGAGGAAGUAUGCCAUGUGCAACUAUUACAUUUGCCACAAUAUAGUAGCCAAACACAACCCUACAUGUUAUAAUGUUCUGUAGUUAAGUCAGAGCUUAUUUUGAGUGUGUUUUUCAAAUCCCUAACACUUGAUUAUUUGUCUCUCAAGACUUUUGAUGUCCUUUAAACUGGAAAAGAUGAAGAAUUAGAACAUUAAGCAACUUUUCCUAAUCUAUCAACAAUCUUUAACAAAUUCUGGAAUCAAGUUUUGUUUAGCUUCUCUGUAAAAUCAUAGAAGCUUUUAAUUGAAUUUACUUAUUUUUAAGAAAUUCAUCCCCACUUAGACUACUCAUUUUUUUUAUCAGUUGAUUUCUUUAAAGUUCAAGGAUCAACUUACUUGAAUAUGAGCUUUUACGAGCUGUGGUGGGUUAGCAAGCGCUUUGUAAUGAAAUGUUUAAAGGGUAGAUCAUGGCACUGCCAAGGCUAACAUCUCUUGACUGCAAGAGUUACUACUUGUUGCAACUGCUUUUUGCAUCUGUAUUUUGAUGGGAAUGACACAGGACUUUUGAAUCCUUCAAAGAUACUUUUUAUUCUUGAAAGAAGAUGAAGCUGAGAAGGCUACACAACAAUGUGGCUAAUUCUGUGUAUUUGGUGCUGUGGAGAAAAUUUAUGAUCAGAACUUUGAUGUUUGUUCUUUAAUCAUUUAUUCACACCUAAGCUUACAUCAAACAUAGUUUUCAGACAUAAUUAAUUAAUGAAAAUAUAACAUUGAGCAUAAUUAAUUUACUAGGAUAUCAACUGAUUAUA